Eleginops maclovinus (Patagonian blennie) is the source of this 595-nucleotide messenger RNA. RefSeq names its product ribosomal protein L24 (gene rpl24). Lineage: Eukaryota; Metazoa; Chordata; Actinopteri; Perciformes; Eleginopidae. Bases 74 to 547 code for a protein of 157 amino acids. The transcript has 6 exons. Gene Ontology annotation, biological process: cytoplasmic translation. The record is from RefSeq and is a predicted model, not a curated record. Gene Ontology annotation, molecular function: mRNA binding; structural constituent of ribosome. Gene Ontology annotation, cellular component: cytosolic large ribosomal subunit.
AUUCUCAUUCUUACCAAUUCCGUUUCCGCCACCGUCAUCUUUCUUUCCGGUUUUGUGCCCUCUCGUAGCCAUCAUGAAGGUCGAGUUGUGCAGUUUCAGCGGGUAUAAAAUAUACCCCGGCCAUGGCCGCCGAUACGCCAGGAUAGACGGGAAGGUGUUUCAGUUUCUGAAUGGCAAGUGUGAGUCUGCUUUCCUGGCCAAGAGGAAUCCCAGACAGAUAAACUGGACUGUGCUGUACAGACGCAAGCACAAGAAGGGCCAGUCCGAAGAGGUGGCAAAGAAGCGUACCCGUCGCGCUGUGAAGUUCCAGAGGGCCAUCACUGGGGCCUCCCUGGCCGAGAUCAUGGCCAAGAGGAACCAGAAGCCCGAGGUCCGUAAGGCCCAGAGGGAGCAGGCCAUCAGGGCCGCCAAGGAGGCCAAGAAGGCAAAGGCAGCAACAAAGAAACCCGCUGCUGCCAGUGCAAAGUCUGCUGCCAAGACUGCACAGAAGCCCAAGAUUGCCAAGACGAUGAAGAUCAACGCACCCAGAGUUGGUGGAAAACGCUAAACCCGUUUAAUGUUGCGUUGUGAAUAAAACAUUUUUGUUUAACCAUCA